Messenger RNA from Microthlaspi erraticum, 5748 nucleotides. The record is from the annotation of a GenBank genome assembly. NCBI's taxonomy places the organism in Eukaryota, Viridiplantae, Streptophyta, Magnoliopsida, Brassicales, Brassicaceae.
AUGUCUGCUUCUUCAUCUUCUUCUUUGUUGUCCCCUCGCCAAAGGAGCUACGACGUCUUCCCAAGCUUCAGGGGUCAUGACGUCCGUAAAAGCUUUCUCAGCCACCUGCUCUGUGAAUUCAAGCGCAAGGGAAUCGACACAUUUCUAGAUAAUCAAAUUAAGAGGAGCAAGUCAAUCGGCCCUGCGCUCGUACAAGCUAUAAGAGCAUCUAGGAUUGGCUUAGUCAUUCUCACGAAGAGCUACGCGUCCUCAAGCUGGUGUUUAGACGAGUUGUUGGAGAUUAUGGAGUUCAGGAAGCAUGCUCGCAAAAAAGUGAUGACAAUUUUCUACAAUAUUGAUCCAUCUGAUGUAAGAAAACAGGAAGGAGAUUUUGGGGAAGCAUUCAAGAAAACUUGUAAGGGAAAAACAGAGGAGAAGAAGAAGAGAUGGACGCAAGCUUUGACUGAUGUUUCCAACAUAGCCGGCGAGCAUUCACGUAAAUGGCCUAGCGAAGCUGCUAUGAUAUUACAAAUUGCCACAGAUAUUUCUAACAUGUUGAGCUUCACACCGUCGAGGGAUUUCGACCAUUUAGUUGGAAUGGAAGCUCAUAUAGCAAAGAUGACUUGUUUGUUACGUAUGGAAUCUAACAAAGCGAGGAGGUUCAUAGGGAUUUGGGGUCCUGCUGGAAUUGGCAAAACCACAAUUGCUAGAGCGUUAUACAACCGAGUCUCCAGCGAGUUUGAGCUUAGUGUGUUCAUGGAGGAUGUCAAGGGGAGUUACAACAAGAAUGACACCUACAGCUCCAAGCUGCGUUUGCAAGAACAGUUUCUUUCAGAGAUUCUCAGAGUCAAGGAUAUGCGGAUCAAUCAUUUAGGUGUGGCAAAGGAGAGGCUAAACUCCAGGAAAGUGUUCAUCGUUCUUGAUGAUGUCGAUAAGCUAGGGCAACUAGAAGCUUUAGCAGAUGGAAAAAACUGGUUUGGUGCUGGAAGCAGGAUCAUAGUGACCACUGAGCACAAAGACAUUUUAAAGGGUCAUGGUAUCAAGAAUAUCUACGAGGUUAAUUUUCCGUCUGGCGAUGAAGCUCUGCAAAUCUUUUCUCAGUCUGCUUUCAAACAAGAUUCUCCACCGGAAGGAUUCACGGAGCUUGCAGCUGAAGUUAUAAAAGUCACUAAUCAUCUUCCAUUGGGACUCUGUGUUUUAGGCUCAUCAUUGAGAGGGAAAAGAAAAAGCGAGUGGAGACAUGAACUAAAGCAACUAAAAUCCAGUAUAAAUCGUGACAUUGAGGAUAUCUUAAAAGUCGGCUACGAGAGCUUAGCUUAUGAUAAUUAUAAAAGUAUAUUUCUCUAUAUCGCCUGUUUGUUCAACGGGGAAGAAGAGGAUCGGGUGAUUCAGUUUCUUGAAAAUAGCAUUCCUGACAGUCAAUAUGGACUUGAUGUCCUUGUUGAAAGAGCGCUUGUGUGUGUAUCAAGGUACAAAGUCAUCAAGAUGCACCAUCUGCUACAACAGAUGGGAAGAGAAAUCGUACGCAAACAAUCUGCUCAUGAGCCUGAGAAACGUCAGUUCCUUAUAGAUUCUCAGGAGAUUCAUGGUGUUCUUGCUGAUAACAAUGGGACAGGAAGUGUUUUAGGCAUAUCCUUCAACAUGUCUGAAAGCCAUAAGUCCAGGCUGCGUUUACAUGAAGGUUUGGAUUGUUUGCCUCUACCUCGUAAACUCAAGUUACUUCACUGGGACGCAUGUCCUAUGGAACAUUUCUCUUCAAAGUUUAAUCCUGAAUGUCUCAUUGAAGUUAACAUGAGAGAGAGCAAACUAAAGAAGCUCUGGGAAGGAGUACCAAGGCUUAGGAGUCUCAAGAAGAUGAAACUGAGCGACUCCACUAGCUUGGAAGAGCUUCCUGACCUUUCAGAAGCAACAAAUUUGGAGCAUUUGGAUAUGAAGAAUUGCCACAGCUUGCUCAAGCUUCAUGACUCUAUCUGGAAACUUAGUAAGCUGAAUUUCUUAGACCUUGAAGCCUGCACUAAUCUAGAGCCUCUUCCAGAAAACGACGCGUUGGACUCUCUAAGUAUCCUCAAGAUCAGCAACUGCCCAAACCUCCAAGAUUUCCCAGAGAUCUCUAGUCACAUCAAAUAUCUCAAUCUGUCCUUCACAGCGAUAGCAGACGUGCCUCCAUCAUUUGACUAUUGGGAUUGUCUUCACACACUGAACAUGAACGGUUGUGAAAACGUUACAGAGUUCCCACCUGUUCCCUACACCGUCUCCGAGCUAUACCUGAACUCAACAGGAAUACAUGAAGUUCCUCCGUGGGUCUCGGAGCUCCAUAGGCUCACAAAACUGACCAUGUCAAACUGCACGAAGCUGCGAAAGAUCUCUCCGAGAAUCUUCCAGCUAGGACAGCUCGAGGUGCUUGAUUUCAGCGGCUGCGUGAAUGUGAGAAAGUUCCCUGCAGAGAUCUUUCAGAGCUUCUCUUUACGCCAUGGCUUGAAACUGUCUCUGUCUUUGAACAACAUUGGCAAGAACAGUUUACCUACAUUCACACCUGAGGAGACUCACGAUUUCUCCUUAACUUUGUCUUUGAAUGGGAAUGAUUUCGAGAGCAUUACACAUCACAUUGUACGUCAGGUUCGUUGCCUUUACCUUUGGAACUGCAUGUCUCUUCAAUGGCUGCCAGAGCUUCCGGUCUCGCUGUCAGAGCUGCACGCAAACAACUGUGUCGCUCUUGAGAGUUUGUCUCCGCCUCUGCGCUCAUCUCACGGCUCAAAGCUCAUUGUCAAGCUAGCUAACUGCUGGAAACUUGAUCAGCAAGCACGUAGACUAGUCAUUGAGGAAUGGUCUUGUGGGUAUGCGUUGCUAACUGGUAGUAAAGUGCCUGACUACUUUACUCAUCGAGCUAUAGGAAGUUCUCUAACCAUCGAUAUAGACCCGAUGGAGGUGUAUGAGUCAUUGAGGUUUAAGGCUUGUGUUGUGGUACUCCUGAGUCAUGAGCUUGAUUUGGUGUCUUAUAGGACCUUCGAAAUAUCUUGUUACGUCAGAGGCAGACACUCAACUACAGUGUACAAAUGGCCGAUGAUAGAUGCAGGUUAUUGUCUUAUGGAGAACCAUUUGUUUGUGCUCAACUCUUAUUUCACGAUGGAGGAAGACAACAUCCCUGAAAGCGAGAUGCUUUUUGAUUUCAAAUGCUUGGAGAUGAAAGAAUAUACGGAGACUGUAUCCUCCUUUAUACUGGGGUGUGGUGUAAGACUGAUGGAGCCUUGUUCUUGUGAAUAUGACUCGAAAGGUCACCCUGAGGUAACGACUCUAAAGCUCGAGGACGAUGAAGGCAACAGCAACAUGGACAUUGGAGAGACAAGUAGAAGCAAGAAACUUAAAAGGAAAAGCAAGAACGAGCAAGAGCGAACGGACAAGACUCAAAAGAGCACAAAAUCUGUUGUUGAACCAGCAGCUAACAUGGCAAAGAGGUCACGUCUUGAAAAGCGUAAAGAGGCUCGUUUGCAGAAGAACCAGAAAAAACAUGAGUCUUGGCUUCAGCGUCAGAAGUCACAAAAGAAGAAACAAGUACCAUCAUCAGUGCGUGAGACUGGUAAGAAGGUGAUCAAGUCUGAAGAUUUUCGCCAGAUGAGUGAUAGUGACAGUGAAACUGAACAGCUGGAUAUGACUAGUCCUGUUAAAAACAGGGAAGAGAAAAGACCGUUUCUACAAAACCAAGUCGCAGUUAAAGUCAAAUCAAAGGACAAGAAGGUGCAGAGAGAACAGAGAAUGAAAGAUUUAAAGAAACCGAAGAAGAAGACCAAGUUCGAAGAGUAUCUUGAAAUGGAGACAGCAAGCACUUCGCUAUCUGCUGAGCAGGAUCUUGAGCUUGAGAGGAAGCUCGCAAAGAAGCUCAAGGUCAACAAAGGAAAACUAAGGGGCUUGGAUGAUGGUAUGAACGACUUGUUCGAAGGGCUUCCUUCUGUAUUGGAUUCGAUGGAUUCUGAACUCGGCGAUUCUCGCAAGAAGCGUAAGAGAAAGAGAGCCGAAGAGAAACAGGACCUUGAGGUUGUCGAUGAGGAAGCAGACGAAGAUUUGGAGGAUGAAGAAUCUGAUUUUUCUGAUGAGGCAAGCGAAGAAGAGCCUAUGAGAAAGAAAGACAGUAAACAGCGUAAGAAGAAGAAGAAGUCUCUGGAUGAGGAAGUCACAGAGACCGUUGAUCAUCAAGAUUCACCGUCAAGCAUGGAGAAGGUAGAAGCUCCUCUGCAGGAGUAUAAACCUGAGAGCAGCACCAAGUAUGUUGCUCCUCGUUUUAGAAGCCAGGCCAGGAGUGAACCUGAAGAACACACUAAGUUACGUACACGGGUUAAAGGUCUUCUUAAUAAGAUGGCUGAGUCCAAUGUAGAAACAAUCACUGCAGAACUUUCCACAAUCUAUCGCUCUACUGCGAGAAGUGUGGCAUCUGAGAUUUUCUGUGAAGAGGUUUUGGCAAUGUAUGCCAGAGGCAAUGAACAGUACUCUGUAUUUGCUGCUUUCAUAGCUGGAAUGGCGUGUCUAGUUGGAAAUGAUUUUAGUGCAAAGCUUAUGGCUGCACUUGCUAAAUCUUUCGAGGAUGAAUACCAGAAAGAAGACAGUCUCUCUUUGAAUGGAAUUACUCUUUUACUUUCUUAUCUCUGCAUGUUGGGAGUUUGCUCCAGUGAUCUUAUUUAUGAUUUCUUAAUGACAUUGGGGAAGCGGCUGACUGAAGUUGAUGCCUCCACUAUUUUAACUGUUUUAGACUGCUGUGGAAUGAAAAUAAGAAGUGAUGAUCCUCUGGCUAUGAAAACUUUCAUCAUAAGCAUCCACAACAAGGCCAAUGAAAUUAAAGCCUCCCCGGAUGCCCCAGCAAAAAUAAAGAAGUACACUAUGGAAAAGAUGCUUGAAACCAUUGCAGCAAUCAAGAACAACAAGUUUAAAGCCAAAGAGGAUUCCGUCCAGAACACGAGGGUAAAGAAGUGGCUUCAGAAGUUGAGAGUGGAAGAAGUAUUAUUAAGAGGGCUCACAUGGAGCAAGCUGCUUGACCCUGAGAAGAAGGGUCAGUGGUGGUUAUCUGGAGAUUUGGCAGUUAAAUCGAACAACGUUGAAGAUGUAGCACAAACAAUGGAUGCAGAGGUUGUUGAGGCCCAGAAAAUGUUGAAGCUAGCUGAUGCACAGAGGAUGAAUACAGAUUCCAGAAAAGCUAUAUUUUGUGUGAUCAUGAGUAGUGAGGACUACAUUGAUGCAUUUGAGAAACUUCUUAGACUGGAUUUGCCAGGGAAGCAGGACAGAGAGAUCAUGAGGGUUUUAGUCGAAUGCUGUUUACAGGAGAAAGUGUUUAACAAGUACUACACAGUUCUCGCCUCAAAGUUGUGCGCUCACGACAAGAAUCAUAAGUUUACACUACAGUAUUGCAUUUGGGACCAUUUCAAAGAACUAGAGACGAUGUCACUCCAGAGAUCAAUGCAUCUGGCGAAAUUUGUGGCAGAGAUGAUUGUAUCCUUCAAUCUCUCUCUUGCUGUUCUCAAAUCCGUGGACUUGGCAAAUCCGGUGCAGCUAACUCCAAAGAGAAUCAUGCACUUUCGAAUGCUGUUCGAGGCCAUCUUUGAGCACCCUGAGAAUCUUGUGUGGAACUUGUUCACGCGUGUAGCCUUGAACCCGGACUAUGAAGCUCUACGCGAUGGCAUCAAAUUCUUCAUGAAGGAAUAUGUUGUGAAAUCUAAUAAGACAAUCUCUGGGAAAUUCAAGAAAGCCAAAGAAGCUCUUAGCAAUGUAGAUGGAUCGCUCAUGUGA